This is a messenger RNA of Amoebophrya sp. A25, 1059 nucleotides long. Lineage: Eukaryota; Dinophyceae; Syndiniales; Amoebophryaceae. The record is from the annotation of a GenBank genome assembly.
GUCGAUCUAUGAUCAAUCAUGAUCCUUCUAGUAUAUUUGAAGUACCCUCUAAUGUAGAUAUUGUGAAGUCAAAAUACGGUUCAUGAUCCGUCAAACUUUUUUAUGAAUUUUUUAACAUGGGCAAACUAAGAUGUAACUUUUUUCUAUAACAAACUACCUGAAGCUGAACUAAGACUAACAUGGAACGAAAUAUGAUGAUACAAUUGGCUCGCCUGGUACUGGAGGUGGUGCAUCAGCAGCACAAUCACAAGGAAUUAUAGGAGAUCUCAUGGUUGGAAUAGGCCAAGACUUGGCUCGGUUUUGCAGCUUUUUCGAUUCGGAGGUGGAUCGUUUGUAGGUGCUCAGGCUGAAAUCGACUGUGGCCACCUAAUGAAGUGCUGUAGCCUAAUGGGGAGUUGUCAAAUGAAGACUGCAGCAUCCGCGAGCAUAACGUGAUAGAAUCUUGAAACAGUAUGUAGUUGAUGAUAAGUACACAUUGGUAGUCCUACGCACGUCCGCUCGAGAAUGCAGGUAAAACUGCGGACGGCGGAUCAAUUCCUAUCCUAUCCUCCCCAGUCACGGCCAAGAACAAGAUGAAGAACCUUAUGAGCAUAAUAUUUCUACCCCUUAUUGGUAUGGGGGUUGUCGGGGUUGGCGGUGUGCAGUUGACGAAACUAUGGGAUGUGAGGGAUGGUCGGACAUGUGCGGAAGCGGAUAUGCAUUCCGUGAUCCAGCUUGAAGAUAUGUUCUUCACACCGAAGCAAUGCGCAGCCUAUUUCGUCGAGAAGGGGCAUGGCUAAGGCCUCACAGACUUGAUCCAUCUUUUACCGCAUCUGUAUUAAGCUGUUUUCGGGUAGAAAAAUUAACUUUUACCUCACUGUUACUAUUAACUUAUUACUGGUUGUUCCUUAUAGAAUAGACGGAUGAAGAGGGAAGAAAUAAAGAUGGAUUAGAGUGGUCGUGAGUUCUAACAUGGACACGGAAUAUUGCUAUUCUACGAAGAUGAGCGUGGAGAGGGAAGAAGACGAGGACAUCCAAGAACGCCUCCACCUCCCUUCCCAGAAGAUGAAACAACUGGAG